Messenger RNA from Phodopus roborovskii (desert hamster), 671 nucleotides. RefSeq names its product hepcidin antimicrobial peptide (gene Hamp). Gene Ontology annotation, cellular component: extracellular region. The transcript is spliced from 3 exons. The record is from RefSeq and is a predicted model, not a curated record. NCBI's taxonomy places the organism in Eukaryota, Metazoa, Chordata, Mammalia, Rodentia, Cricetidae. The coding region runs from base 326 to 577 and encodes 83 amino acids. Gene Ontology annotation, biological process: intracellular iron ion homeostasis.
GCAAUGUCCAGGGAGAAGGGAAAAUUUCCAGGGCCCACAGUAUGACAUCACAGGUGUCUGGCUGGAGGCUUGUGUUCAUGGCCCUAGCUGCCCCACCCCCUGGAUGCACCUCUGCUGGCUAAGGGUGACACAACUCUGUCCCCUGUCACUCUGUUCCCGCUUAUCUCUCCCGCCUGUUCGGCGCCACUAUCUUCUUGGAAAUGGGUCAGGGCAAAGGGGAGGGGGCUCGGGUGUCCCCUCCUCCAACUGGUCCCAUAAAAAGGACUAGGACUGGGUCCUAGACACCAGGCAGGUCCUUAGACUGCACAGCAGGACAGACGGCACGAUGGCACAGAGCACGAAGAUCCAGGCUGCCUGCCUCCUGCUUCUCCUCGUGGCCAGCCUGGCCAGCAGCACCCUUCUCCAGCAGCUGGCGAGACAGCCUGAAGCACUGCAGCCUUGGCACAGGACAGAAGGCAGGACCGACAGGCCGCUCCUGACCCCGAAACGAAUGAGGCGAGACAGCCACUUCCCACUCUGCACCUUCUGCUGCAACUGCUGUGGCAAUCUUGCUUGUGGUAUCUGCUGCAAAACAUAGAGCCGUGUGCCCCCUCGCCCACAUCCCCUGCCUGCCCUCCGCCCAACCCCCACUUAUUUAUGAGUUUGAAAUAAAGGUAGCGAUUUUACUUUCA